This is a messenger RNA of Macroventuria anomochaeta, 1520 nucleotides long. RefSeq names its product ALDH-like protein. NCBI's taxonomy places the organism in Eukaryota, Fungi, Ascomycota, Dothideomycetes, Pleosporales, Didymellaceae. The record is from RefSeq and is a predicted model, not a curated record. The coding region runs from base 80 to 1486 and encodes 468 amino acids. The transcript is spliced from 3 exons. Gene Ontology annotation, molecular function: aldehyde dehydrogenase (NAD+) activity.
CUACCCUAACUGUUACCAACGUUUGAUGCUCAGACGUACCUUGAACACUUCAAUUCGAAAAGCCAACAUCAACAACAUCAUGUCGGUCGAAAAGAUCACAACAAUCUCGCCAAUCACCAACAGGCCAAUUCUCACCCGCAAUGGCCUGUCAGAUGCAGAUAUUCAGUCGAUACCUGAGACAGCCACUCGCGCUUUCGAAUCUUUUAGGCGUACCUCACUAGCUGAGAGACAGCAAAUCGUUAAAAAGGCCUUGAAGUUGCUCGACGAACGCCAGGAUGCAUUGGGCAAGGAGCUUACCGAGCAGAUGGGCCGCCCAAUCGCAUAUACGCCAAAGGAAGUCAUCACAGCCGUUAUGCGUGGCGAGUACUUGCUCAGGAUCAGUGAUGAAACACUCAAGGACACAGCGGGUGAACCUGAGAAAGGUUUCAAGCGCUACGUCAGGAAGGUCCCAUUGGGUCCUGUUCUGAUUCUCUUCCCCUGGAACUACCCUUAUUUGACUCUUAUCAACUCUCUUGUACCUGCUAUUCUAUCUGGAAACUCAGUCAUCCUGAAACCCUCUCCCCAAACGCCAACCAGCGCAGAGCAGAUCCAGAAGAUUUUCUCGGAUGCUGGACUGCCGGACGGUGUACUUCAGGUCUUUCACAGCGGAUCAAUCACCCAGAUUGAAGCCAUUGCCAGGUCACCGCAAAUCCAGCUUGUUUGUUUCACCGGCUCCGUGGCUAACGGACUCGCCGUACAGAGCGCUGCAAACGACAGAGUGCCUCUUCGCGUAGGGCUCGAGCUAGGAGGUAAAGACCCUGCUUAUGUGCGGUCAGAUGUCGACAUCGAAUGGGCUGCGGAAGAGAUUGUUGAUGGAGCAAUCUUCAACUCUGGUCAGAGCUGCUGUAGUGUUGAGCGGGUGUAUGUGGACGAAAAGAUUCACGAUGAAUUCGUAUCGGCGGUGCAGGAUGUUCUCAAAGGCUACAAGCUCGGCGAUCCAUUCGAUAAGGAUACACAAAUUGGUCCAGUGGUGUCCAAGCGGUCAGCGGAGACUGUGCAGGCACACAUCAAGGAUGCUGUCGAGAAAGGUGCGAAGAAUGCCACCCCCGAGAACGAGAGCUUCAAGAACCCACCUGCGGAUGGCAACUUUGUGGCUCCCACUCUGCUUACUGGCGUCAACCAUAGCAUGACCGUCAUGACCGAAGAGACAUUCGGACCUAUCAUCCCUGUGAUGAAGGUAAAAGAUGACGCGGAGGCUAUCAAGCUCAUGAACGACAGCCAGUUCGGUUUGACAGCAAGCAUCUGGACCAAAGACACCGAGAAGGGACAUGAGCUUGUCGAUGAUGUCGAGGCUGGAACUGUCUUCGUCAACCGAUGCGACUAUCCCGCACCUGAUCUUGCAUGGGUCGGCUGGAAGGACUCAGGCAAAGGACAGACGCUAAGCAAGUUCGGCUUCGACCAGUUCGUCAAGCUCAAGAGCUACCACGUCAAGGACUACCCGAAAUAGAUGGUACUGCAUGAAAGCAGCUCGCACGACAGGC